Molecule: messenger RNA, 834 nt
Organism: Indicator indicator
Lineage: Eukaryota; Metazoa; Chordata; Aves; Piciformes; Indicatoridae
Gene: HPGD
Product: 15-hydroxyprostaglandin dehydrogenase
Exons: 7
Coding region: 1-801 (266 amino acids)
Cellular component (GO): cytoplasm
Molecular function (GO): oxidoreductase activity, acting on the CH-OH group of donors, NAD or NADP as acceptor
Source: RefSeq, a predicted model, not a curated record
AUGCACGUAAAUGGCAAGGUGGCUCUGGUCACCGGUGGGGCGCAGGGCAUCGGCAGGGCCUUCGUCCAGGCGCUGCUGAGCAAGGGCGCCAAGGUAGCCCUGCUGGACCGCAACUCCGAGGCCGGGCAGGAAAGCAAGGGGGCCCUGGACGAGCAGUUUGAAGCGCAGAGGACGGUGUUCAUACAGUGCGACGUUACGGAUCAGGAACAGCUGAAAGGUGCUUUCAAAAAAGUAAUUGAACAUUUUGGAAGGCUGGAUAUUGUGGUAAAUAAUGCUGGAGUGAACAAUGAGAAGGACUGGGAAAGUACUAUACAAACUAACCUGACAUCUGUGAUUAGAGGAACCUACCUUGGCCUAGAAUACAUGAGAAAAGGAAAUGGAGGUGACGGAGGAGUAAUCAUUAAUAUCUCAUCUUUGGCAGGACUCAUGCCUGCUGCAUUCCAACCUGUGUACUGUGCUACAAAGCAUGGUGUAAUUGGAUUCACACGGUCAAUAGCAUUAGCUGCUAAUAUGGAAAACUACGGUGUGAGACUCAACACAAUUUGUCCAGGAUUUGUCAACACACCAAUUCUUCAGUCAAUAGAUAAAGAAGAGAAUAUGGGACAAUAUUAUUCGUAUAAGGAUGAAAUCAAAAAUAUGAUGCAGUUCUAUGGUGUGAUGGACCCAUCAAUAAUUGCUGAGGGACUGAUAACAAUAAUUGAAGAUGAUACUCUAAAUGGAGAGGUUAUGAAGAUUACAGCAUCCCAAGGGAUUCAUUUUCAACAAUACAGUCAAACACCGUUCACAUCAUCAAAGAGAUAAAUAAUUGCUCUAUGCUGAUUGUUCUGAGCUUUU